CCGUAGCCGGCUGCGGCUUCUCUCACCGGACUGGACUCCCGGGAAGUGGACUGGCAGAGGAAGGGGGCAAGCUAGCUGUCGCCGCGGUCCGAGUAGGAGACCCCCGGGGUGAAGCAGCCUCACAGGGCGGGGUGGGCUGGCGAGCCGACGCGGCUGCCGAGGCGGCUGUGAGAAGAGCGUGGGCCAGGGUCCGGGACAGAGAAACCAUGGCCCCACAGAACCUGGGCACCUUCUGCCUGUUGCUGCUGUACCUCAUCGGAGCCGUGAUCGCUGGGCGAGAUUUCUAUAAGAUCUUGGGGGUGCCUCGAAGUGCCUCUAUAAAGGAUAUUAAAAAAGCCUACAGGAAACUAGCCCUACAGCUUCAUCCGGACCGGAACCCUGAUGACCCGCGAGCUCAGGAGAAAUUUCAGGAUCUGGGUGCUGCUUAUGAGGUCCUGUCAGAUAGUGAGAAACGGAAACAGUAUGAUACUUACGGUGAAGAGGGAUUAAAAGACGGUCAUCAGAGCUCCCAUGGAGACAUUUUUUCACACUUCUUUGGAGAUUUUGGUUUCAUGUUUGGAGGAACCCCACGACAGCAAGACAGAAAUAUUCCAAGAGGAAGUGAUAUUAUUGUAGAUCUAGAAGUCACUUUGGAAGAAGUGUAUGCAGGAAAUUUUGUGGAAGUAGUUAGAAACAAACCUGUGGCAAGACAGGCACCUGGCAAGCGGAAAUGCAACUGCCGGCAAGAGAUGCGAACCACCCAGCUAGGUCCGGGGCGCUUCCAAAUGACCCAGGAGGUGGUCUGCGAUGAGUGCCCGAACGUCAAACUAGUGAAUGAAGAGCGAACGCUGGAGGUUGAAAUAGAACCUGGGGUGAGAGACAGCAUGGAGUACCCCUUUAUUGGAGAAGGUGAACCUCAUGUGGAUGGGGAACCAGGAGACUUACGGUUCCGGAUCAGAGUUGUCAAGCACCCAAUAUUUGAAAGGAGAGGAGAUGACCUAUACACAAACGUGACAAUCUCACUAGUUGAGUCUCUGGUUGGCUUCGAGAUGGAUAUUACUCACUUGGAUGGUCACAAGGUGCAUAUUUCACGGGACAAGACCACCAGGCCAGGAGCCAAGCUGUGGAAGAAAGGGGAAGGUCUCCCCAACUUCGACAACAACAACAUCAAGGGCUCUUUGAUAAUCACCUUCGAUGUGGAUUUUCCAAAAGAACAGUUAACAGAGGAAGCCAGAGAAGGUAUCAAACAGCUGCUUAAGCAAGGCUCAGUGCAGAAGGUGUACAAUGGACUGCAAGGAUAUUAAGAGCGAAUAAAAUUGGACUUUGUUUAAAA
Molecule: messenger RNA, 1312 nt
Organism: Trichechus manatus latirostris (Florida manatee)
Lineage: Eukaryota; Metazoa; Chordata; Mammalia; Sirenia; Trichechidae
Gene: DNAJB11
Product: DnaJ heat shock protein family (Hsp40) member B11
Exons: 10
Coding region: 207-1283 (358 amino acids)
Biological process (GO): protein folding; protein maturation
Cellular component (GO): endoplasmic reticulum
Molecular function (GO): misfolded protein binding
Source: RefSeq, a predicted model, not a curated record